Branchiostoma floridae (Florida lancelet) is the source of this 1536-nucleotide messenger RNA. RefSeq lists its product as uncharacterized. The record is from RefSeq and is a predicted model, not a curated record. The transcript has 2 exons. Lineage: Eukaryota; Metazoa; Chordata; Leptocardii; Amphioxiformes; Branchiostomatidae. The coding region runs from base 36 to 620 and encodes 194 amino acids.
UUCGAAACAGCAAAACGGUACCCGGUCGCGUGGACAUGUUCUACAAACGGAGCCAUGACCACAAAUGGAAGCACAACAAGAGCGGCAUGUUCCGCACAGACGACCAGGGCCGACCGGUUAGACCAACAGGAAAACCAAAGCUCUUACUGCCGGUCUUCGAGACGAGACAGAUCAACAUCAACAACCUGGCAACACAGAAGCUCCCGAAGUGGACGCCAUACCUAGAGUCUCCGGUAGAAACAACUCAGUGGAAUGAAUUUUUCCAAGCCUUGAAGACCGCGUCCACAAGUAGACCUGAUCGCAUACGUUAUGCGUUAGGAGAUAGGGCAGGGUGGACACUGGACCGGCUGGCGCCAUGUGACCCGACGGAGCUGGCUAAUCGGGAAGGAGACGAGGCAGCCAUCCCUGAUGAGCUGGAUCGCUUGUUGGCAGAGGAGAUGGAAAGUACCGAGAUUGUCGUUCGAGGAACAGCAUUCGGGGCGAGGGGACGAGGAGAAAGAAGAGGACGUCCGCGUGGGGCCCGUGGAGGUGGGAGAGGAUGUCCGCGUGGGGCCCGUGGAGGUGGGAGAGGACGUCCGCGUGGGGCCCGGGGAGGUGGGAGAGGCCGCGGGCGCUGCUAGAGCUAUCUACAUCAUCUUUAUCAUUUGAUCUUUUCCCUGUUUUUCUUAGCUGUUAAAUGUAGUGAUUUCAGAUAUGUAAGUUGUUUCGAUAUUACACAGCAUUAAUAGCAUUAGGAAAAGUGGCACACUACACUGAAUAAGUCAAUGUUGUACGUUCAUGGACACUAGACACGCGUAUUGGGUGGAUGAAGAAAGUUCUAUUUCCCGCAAGGAGAUCCCGCACAGAAAUCCAAAUAGAACAUGCAAAUAUCAUUUUAGAAAACAUUUCUUGAAACACCCACUGCCAUCAUCGUACUACGAUGUAAUGUAAAAUUUGUGUUCAUCUCUAACGUUUUGAGAUGUCACAAGAGGUAUGUUAUAUAUGAAAGGUAAAACAUAGCGUAGCAUAGCUUUCCUGUUAUUCUCUGAUCCAACUUCGUGCAUGUAGCCUCAGUGGGCAUGCGGGUACAAUAAACUUCAUCGUCAUGGACUAUAACUCUAGAAUAUUGAUUAUCUUUACACAUAGAUGGAAACUACCAUGUACUACUAUGUACCACACUUAAUGAACAAAGUAUUGUACGAAAAGCGGCAUAGGGUGGUCAUUUUACCACACUUGUUUCACUAAAAACUUUUAAUCUGUUCUGUUUUCCUUUUGGUAGGCAUCAGAAUCAAGAACAUGUUUUGGUCAUUUGCAUGGAACUGAUUAUGCUAGAAUGGAUAGAAAAAUCAUACUGUUAAUGUUGACAUUAUUUGUAGAAUUAUAUCAGUUGAAUACAAAACUAUAACCUUUUAUCGGACUGUUGAUUUUUGAAAUAAAAAGUUAUUGCACCAUGUAACUCCCAUUCUUUUAUAGAGAGUCGCUUUUAGGAGGCUUUCAGCCGCGCUGACGAGGCUGCUAGUCGCGCUCGGGCAGGUGGUUUUUAACCGCGCAUAGACA